AACGAGGAAGAUGGUUAUGAACCAGGAUGUGAGGUCUGUAAAUUGAAGUUAUUUCAUUUUAAGGUCGUCUCACUGACCAGGAUUCUUCUAACAUGACACAAAAGAAUAAGAACCAGUAAAACGAUGGAUGCACCAGAUAGUUGUCCUAUUUGUUGGGAUGACUUUAAAGAGCCAAAAUUAUUGAAGUGCUGUCAUUCAUUUUGCUGCAAAUGUCUGAGGAACUACACAAGAAAAAACAGAGGACGUAGUGAGUUGACAUGUCCGCUGUGUCGACAAGCCUGGGAUAUACCGGACAAAGGUGUGGAUGGGUUCCUAACUAACUACUUCAUAGCUGACACACAUGUAAAACAGGAGGCAGUUCUUCUGCCUUGUUGCUACUGCAGGAAAGAACGAGUUCUUAAAACAUGUUCACACUGCAAUCAGACUAUGUGUAGUGAAUGUGCAGUGGAUCACCGUGAAGCACUGCGAUUGUCGGGGGAGGAUCAUCUCAGUGUAUUUGAGUGUAAGGACGAUAACACAAUCGACUCUGAUUCUGAUGAAAAUGACUCGACGGACUCUGGACGGCGUCAGCAGCGACGGAAUUCAUCAACCAUGGCUAUACCAUUUUCUUUGUCUAUUGCCUUGCCUCCUAUCCGGACCAAUUUCAAGGUAGAACCUUUAUCAACAUUUGUUAUUGAGAGUGAUUUUCCUGGUAGUAGUGAGCGUCCAUUUAUCAACUGUAUAUACCCAGUAUCAGAGGAUGAAUGUUGGAUAAUUCCAACUGCUGGACCAGAUUUGGUCCGCUACACCUGGGAAGGCGAGAGAAAGCAGAUUAUUCACCUUGGUGGUAUAAUAACAUCACUGGUCUUUCAGCCAGAUGGGAACUUCCUCAUCUCUCUCUGGGGUGACAGGUCAAUCGUGGCACUGCUGUCAGACUCCAUGGUGAGAGGAUUCUCAUACACAGGCGACAUCCAUCCUCAUUCUUUGGCUGCUUUCCCUGAUGGCCGUGUGGUGUUUUGUGGACCUUCAGCGAAACCUGCUGAAAAAUCAGACCCAGAAAAGGAAAAAACAACCAUCAAUGAGGGCAGCCUCUCCAUAUUAACUAAAGAUGGAUCCCUUAUCAGAGAAGUCAGACAUUCCAGAACAGUUUCGAUAUUUGAGAAUCCUGCAGCGGUUGCUGUUAACCCUUUUAAUAAUUCCAUAGCAGUGGCAGACAAGGGAAGGGGUUGUGUUUUCCUUCUGUCACAACAUGGUGAAAUCUUUUCACAGUACAAGGGAGCUAACCGCAGGCACCACUUCCCAUUUCUUUUAGCUCCACAGGAAGAUACCCAGUUCCUGCCCCUCAAUCUGUGCUAUAAUAGAGAAGGAAACUUGUACAUACUAGAUGCAUCGUCUAGACUAAUACAUGUCCUGAAUCCUGAUGGAGAAUUUCUGGGUAUGAUUGCACCAGGGGACAUUGAGGAGUUUUCACAUCCAUUUAGUAUUGCAGUAGAUCAUAAAGGCAGAAUCUGGAUUGGAGAUGAGUCAGAUCACUGUGUCCGAGUUUUUAAGAUAUCUCACUAUGUCAAUCAUUUUCCUAGAGACAAUUGAUCGUUAAAUGAAAAAUGAAGUGUGAUAAUUGAUAUUUUCCCAGUUAUGAAAGCUUUUAUGAGAUUUUUAGCCCACCAUCAUCAGAU
Molecule: messenger RNA, 1655 nt
Organism: Pecten maximus
Lineage: Eukaryota; Metazoa; Mollusca; Bivalvia; Pectinida; Pectinidae
Exons: 2
Coding region: 124-1569 (481 amino acids)
Molecular function (GO): metal ion binding; protein binding
Source: RefSeq, a predicted model, not a curated record